UGCAAGAAAGUGCGAUCAAUUGUCUGCACUUGAACAAAUCGAUAUGUUAGAUCGAUCGUAUCUUUUAACUCGACGAGUUUCGCACUGAAGAUAUAUAUUUUGAAUGACAAAUCGGUUUUUUGUUUGUUUCAUAUCAGCAAAGAUAAGGGCAAACGCUUAUCGCAAGAGUACCGACGAGUCGAUAUUAAGAUUGCGAUAGUUUCAUUUAUAGAUCGACUUUGUUGAUGUAUAUAACUUUAUUAUCAGUAUAAAAUAUAUAAUUUGCAUUAGACGAGGAGCACCUGAUAUUGAUUAGUAUUAUUAAUAGAUACGAUAAUAACAAUAUAAUAAUUUAUUUUGUUAUCGGUUUAUCGUGCGAACAGCUUGAGAACAUUAUGUCUGAUACAUAUGUAACAAUAAUUGUUAAUGACAUCAGAUAUCGCAAAAAACAAAAUCUUUUAAAUAUUUGAAAUUAUUAUAAAAUGUUAAAGAUUUCUCAGUACACUCUCUGCACUUAAAAUAAAAAGCAUACAACUUGUAUGGGGGAAUAAAAGAGGCCGCGGUAGAAGUGCAGUAUAGUGCAGUAGAGUGUAGGUUAUAGGCGGUGUUGACGUAUGUAUGUACCUAUAUAAGCGGUGCAGCUUUUUAUGCAAAUUCAGUGACUGCGUCGCUGCACGGAGCGUAGGUGAUAGAGGUUAAUUGGGUUUAUUAACCGGCAAGGUGGUGCGAUGUUUUGUCGCAUUAUUAAUUGUAAAUUUCGCUGAAGUUUUAUACAAUACUUUUUAUAUUCGUCACUUAGCUAUUUAUUUUGUACAUAGCAACAGAAUACACGAACUUUCGGAUGAUAAUACCUCAGUAGAAAACGAGGGAAUGAGAAAUUUCUUACUUGCAACAUGAGAAUUUACAUGCUUAUCACGAUAAUUUAGUCAGCAUAAUUUAGUCAGCGCAACUGCGAUAAUAUAGUUUAAAUGUAAACAUAGAUCUUGAUUUUCCACACUCAGCUUCAAUGUAAUCAAUGUAAUAAAAAGUAUAAGAAUCCUUCACACACAUGACAUCAGCGGAACAUUUUAUUAGUCUCAUAACGGUAGCGAGUGCAAAGAAAUUAGCCACUGCGCUUGUUAUCUGUUUCAUUGUAUACCAUGGUGUAAUACAUCUUAUUUAUGGCAGCGAUUCCUGUAAAUGGCUAUUGACAGAAGGCAGGUACAAAGGAGACAAAGAAUGGCAACCGUAUGGAUGCAUGAUGCAUCACUAUACACAAACAGACAGCAGGAGGUGCAUGAGAUAUCUAGCUUUCAUGGGUCAUUACAAUCACUUUGUAUUUAUGGGUGACGCUAGAGUAAGGCAGUUGUAUAAAUCUUUCGUGUCGCAAUUCAUGGUCGACGGCAAGGCGUCAGAUCUCACGGAAUUACCUGAGAAUUCCGACUUAGGCUUUAACGAUGGGCAACUUAAGUUAAAUGUGCAGUUUCUAUGGAGACCACGGCUGGAUGAUUCUAUGAUAGCAGAUCUCAGAGGCUGGAUGAAAACGGGUGUACCUAAUGUGAUCGUCGCGGGCUCCGCCGCGGCCACAAUCCUUGUAAACAAUAACAGUGAUACGCAACUCUAUUCAGAAUACAGUACGGGCCUGAUUCGACUGGUACAACCGGUGGACUUUCUUGCUAGAAAGGGAUCUCAGUUCCUGUGGCUCCUGCAAGAUCCCGUGCUCAAAGAGAGACUGCCCGCACAAUUGUCGAGCAUAGAUAACAAGCAAAUCAAUCUGUGCAACAGGGCAGCUGAGAAGAUAUUGUCUCACAGUGAGGCCCGUAUGUGGCAAAGUAGCAAAUUGGUCGGUACGGGCGUUCUCGAACAAAGUCCGGACGGUUAUUUGGCGAGCCCGCUGUCGCUUCGUCAUAAAGUGCAAAUACUGUUGAACACGUACUGCAACGACCACAUGAACUUCGAUGAUGGCAGUUGUUGCAGUUAUCCCGAGCCAGCGACCAUUCUACAAUUGUUGAGUCUGUCCGCACUUGCGUUGUUCAUAAUAAUAGGGGGCGCAGUAUGGCUGUACAGAAAAUUAUGCAAGUAUCGUUCCGACGUAUCCUAUUCUCACGUUACCACCGAGGAAACGGAAGACACCGAGGAAGCAGGCACCUCGGAAAUUAUCCGAGUCAAGCAACCGGAGGUGCAGGACUUCUACACUUGCAUCACGUCACUGGCCCUCUUCUCUAUUAUGACAAAUUUUUUCAUGAAGGAGAAUAAGUAUUAUAGUGAAUUUAGUUUUUGGUUGCCGCUCGGAUAUAUCCUGGCCCUCGGGCUCUUUUUCACGGAGGACCGCGAGAGAGGGCCGCGAGCGUUGAACAGAGAGCAGACGGAUGAGUGGAGGGGUUUGAUGCAAGCGGUCGUGCUGAUAUAUCACGUCACCGGUGCCAAAAACGUCUUGCCGAUCUACAUGUAUCUAAGACUAAUUAACUCCGCCUAUUUAUUUCUCUCUGGCUACGGGCAUUUUUGUUACUUUUGGCAAACGGGUGAUGUGUCUCUCGUUAGGUUCGCAAGAGUCAUGUUUAGAUUAAAUUUACUGACAGUGUCUUUAUGCCUUUGCAUGAAUAGGCCGUAUCAAUUUUAUCACUUCGUGCCGUUAGUGUCAUUCUGGUUUUUGGUGAUUUAUUUUCUGGCGUGGUUACCGCCUAGAAUAUAUUCCGGAAGUCUAGCGGAGUACGGACCGAGGGCCUUGCUGUACUUCGCUCUGAAACUGUUGGGUCUCGUUUCAAUAAUUACCAUACUGUACAUGUCCGAGGUGUUCUUCGAGAAAGUUUUCGUCACGAGACCGUGGAAGGCAUUGUUCGUGACGACUGACGAUGAUAUCCGCGAAUGGUGGUCCCGUUGGAGGGUCGAUAGAUACAGCAUAGUCUGGGGCCUGACCUUCGGAGCUGGCCUUGUUGCACUUCAGAGAGUGGACCAUAUACCAGGCACUGCUCUGUCCUCUGUACUGGCUCUAGUUUCCUUGAUAGCGUACACCACCUUUACAAUUCUAUGCCACUCUGUAUCAGAAUGCGAGGAAAUCCACUCCUACGUCGCUUUUAUUCCGAUUUUAGGAUACAUCGCUCUGCGAAACGCAUCGCUGGCACUACGAGGAAAACAUUCCGCGCUUUUAGCCGGACUGGGUAGAAUAAGUCUGGAGACUCUGGUUGCGCAGGGCCACAUAUGGCUGGCAGCGGACUCGCACGGGGUGCUCGUGUUAUUACCCAGAUUCCCAGUAUUGAAUCUGCUGGUUACCUCGUUCAUUUUUAUCUGCGCCAGUCACGAGAUUCAUAGACUGACGCACGUUUUGGCACCGUACGCAGUACCCAACGAUUGGAAAUUAGUAGCGCGCAAUCUGCUACUAUUUGUAGCUGUAUUGAUACCUAUUGGAAUUCACGAUGGAAUGUUUUAAAAAUCUCAUCUUUAUAAAACAGUCAAACAAAGAUACUAGCAGUAUUAAUACUAUAUGACGCCCAGUAUAAAAUUUUCAUAUCACAUAGCUCAAAAGAAAAA
Ooceraea biroi (clonal raider ant) is the source of this 3486-nucleotide messenger RNA. RefSeq names its product N-acetylneuraminate 9-O-acetyltransferase. NCBI's taxonomy places the organism in Eukaryota, Metazoa, Arthropoda, Insecta, Hymenoptera, Formicidae. The record is from RefSeq and is a predicted model, not a curated record.